AUGGGUCGUUUGCUUUGCCGGGGUGCAUUCAGCGCGAUCGUGUGGGGUCUGCCCGGAUGGAGGGUGUUCAAAGCCAGAUCGGGAUAUCUCGAGAAUUUCACCGUGAAUGAAGCAGAGUACAACGGCCUUCCGUUGGAACUCGACAUGUUAGCGGGUCUUGAUCCGCCUAGUGAUCUGCGGAGAUUCCAACCUAGUGAUCCGGCAAGUACGGGGCGAGAUCAAUUGCAAGGCACCCGGUCUGACGCUAUUGAAGCGGAGGGCCUCGAUCGCCUGAGGAAAUGGAGUGAUCAUGAGCUAGUACAUGUGAAGAGAGACUGGAAUGGGAGUGCCGAUAGUCUAGCGAGCGCCGUUCUGCAACGACAAGGCGGGAUCAAGGUCCAGGGUGGUCCCGAAUACCAAGAUCUGGUUACCCUGAAUCGGCUGGACGAGAUCCUUAUUCACAAGACCGAGAUCCCGUGGUGCGAGCUGUAG
Messenger RNA from Phytophthora megakarya, 471 nucleotides. Lineage: Eukaryota; Oomycota; Peronosporomycetes; Peronosporales; Peronosporaceae. The record is from the annotation of a GenBank genome assembly.